CUUCAUGCGAGUAGUAAUCCUCGUGUUUCGUACCUUCACUCACUCCCACCUCCCCCACGUGUCUCAACCUCCUCCUCCACCUCCCUCCCUCCUCCGUCUCCCCACCGUCGCCGUCGUCUGAUCAUCAUUACCUCCCUUUUUAAAAAACUCUGUUUUUAAUCUUCGAAGUGCUCUGUUUUUAAUCUUCAAAGUGCUCUGUUUUUUUCAUCACCGAGACGAUGAAACUCUCCGACGUUAGAUUAGACAUAGUAAAAACGCCGAGAUUGGUUAAAGUCAUCGCCUUUGCUCUCAUCUCAAUCACAACCAUCUUCCUCUUCAACCACUUCUCUGAUUCCUUCUCUUACCCUUCUCUCCUCUCCUCCGAAACUCUUCAAACCAACGUCUCCGCCGUCUCUCCAUCUCCUCCGUCGCGUCCUCGUCUCAAGAUCUCACCUCCACCUCUCCCACCGACGGUGGUCCGGACGGGAAUCAUCGACGAGAAUGGCGCCAUGUCGGACACCUUCGAGAUCGGAGUGUUUGAUCCCGACACCAUCGAUGAGAUCAAGACCGGAAACUCCUCGUCCGGAGACGGCUCGGAAGUUCCGUUUCGGGUUGAGAAGUUUAGUGUGUGUGAUAAGAGGAAGACGGAUCACAUUCCGUGUUUAGACAAUGAAGAAGAGAUCAAGAAGUUGAAUGGUACAGACAGAGGAGAGAAUUUUGAGAGGCAUUGUCCUAAGGAGAGACUUGGUUGUUUGGUUCCGAAACCAGAUGGGUAUAAGAAACCAAUCCCAUGGCCACAGAGCAGAGACAAGAUAUGGUUCAACAAUGUGCCUCAUACACGCUUAGUUGAAGAUAAAGGAGGUCAAAAUUGGAUAAGAAGAGAGAAAGACAAGUUUGUUUUUCCAGGAGGUGGAACUCAGUUCAUACAUGGAGCUGAUCAGUACUUAGACCAGAUCUCUCAGAUGAUUCCCGGCAUUACAUUUGGAGAACGCACUCGUGUUGCAUUGGACAUUGGCUGUGGCGUAGCGAGCUUUGGUGCAUUUUUGAUGCAGCGCAACACGACAACGUUGUCUGUAGCACCUAAAGAUGUACAUGAGAAUCAGAUACAGUUUGCUUUGGAGCGUGGUGUCCCUGCAAUGGUGGCUGUCUUUGCUACACGGAGGUUGUUGUAUCCAAGCCAAGCUUUUGAGAUGAUCCAUUGUUCAAGAUGCAGGAUUAAUUGGACCAGAGAUGAUGGGAUACUUCUUCUUGAAGCUAAUAGAAUGCUUAGAGCAGGAGGGUACUUUGUUUGGGCUGCACAACCUGUUUACAAACAUGAGGAUAACUUGCAAGAACAGUGGAAAGAAAUGGUAGAUCUUACGAACCGAAUCUGUUGGGAGCUUAUCAAGAAAGAAGGGUACAUUGCUGUGUGGAGGAAGCCUCUAAACAAUAGCUGCUAUAACAACCGUGAAGCUGGAGCCAAGCCUCCUUUGUGCAGACCUGAUGAUAAUCCUGAUGAUGUUUGGUAUGUGGAUAUGAAACCAUGCAUCACUAGAUUACCUGAAAAUGGCUACGGGGCUAAUGUCUCUACAUGGCCUGCACGUCUUCAUGAUCCACCAGAGAGGCUGCAGAGUAUUCAAAUGGAUGCUUAUAUAUCACGGAAGGAAAUUAUGAAGGCAGAGUCUAGAUUUUGGUUUGAAGUGGUAGAGAGUUAUGUGAGAGUUUUUCGAUGGAAGGAGUUUAAGUUCAGGAAUGUUCUUGACAUGAAAGCUGGCUUUGGAGGGUUUGCAGCAGCAUUAAACGAUCUAGGGAUUGACUGUUGGGUUAUGAAUGUUGUUCCAGUAAGUGGAUUCAACACGUUGCCAGUUAUCUAUGACCGGGGGCUUGUAGGGACUAUGCAUGACUGGUGUGAGCCGUUUGACACGUAUCCAAGAACAUAUGACUUAAUUCAUGCUGCAUUUCUCUUGUCUAAUGAGAAGAAGAGGUGCAACAUAACAAACAUAAUGGUGGAGAUGGAUAGGAUGUUAAGACCAGGAGGAAAGGUUUACAUAAGGGACUCACUGUCUUUGAUGGACCAACUUCAACAAAUAGCUACAGCCAUUGGUUGGAGAGCUGGUAUUCAUGAUACAGGAGAAGGACCACACGCAAGUGUUAGGAUACUAAUUUGCGAUAAAGGUGGGAUUUGAGAAAAGGAUACAAACAAAAUCCUUAAUUGGAUGAUAAGUCUGCUCAAAGCGACAAGUAGUAGUAGUUUUACUGACCGAUGAUGAUUGCUAUGUUGUUUUUCUUUCUUUGUAUAAUACACUUGAGCACAUUUUAACACUAAAAAGAAAGUUGAGAAACAAAGAUUU
Eruca vesicaria subsp. sativa (arugula) is the source of this 2309-nucleotide messenger RNA. Lineage: Eukaryota; Viridiplantae; Streptophyta; Magnoliopsida; Brassicales; Brassicaceae. The record is from the annotation of a GenBank genome assembly.